AUGGCUUGGACAGUCUAUGAAGGAGGAGAACAGGUGGACUUCAGCAUGCCUGCAUGGGGCUGGCCUCUGAUUCUUGUCAACGUCCUCAUUCUGCUACCUAUUUCCCUCCUGGUCAACUACACCCUGUUCCACAUUUACCCCGUCUUCACCAUUAUUGAAGAUGAGAAUCCUCCUGCCUACGAACCCCUUCCUAGCAACGGAGGCAACGAUGAGGAGGCUACUGUUGGCUCUACGGCCAAGCCUACUGAUGGCGCCGCCCGAACAGUGACUUCUUCUCUUCGAUCCAUCAACCGACUUCUGACCUCGCAUGGUGGUUUCAGGGCCAACUUGCGUGGAUUCAUGUGUGCCCUUACCCAGAGCGUCCUCACGGGCAUCGUCGCCUCCAUCUUCUCUUGGGGACCUGUCAAGCCCUUUGCCGAACUCCUGGCCUCCUUGGUCCUGGUUCAGUUUGCAACUGCCUGGGUUCACAUUGUCAUUUCGCACCCCUCUCCUCGGAGGUUUUGGCGCCGCCUGCCUCCUUUCAAGCGCGCCUUUGAUGCUACCUGGAAGGCCAUCGUGAUUUACUGGGCCGCAACUCAGGUACACAAGUGGAUUCCCUACCUGCUUGCUGUCCUCAUUGGCUUCGAUGCCCCGACUCUCGACAACUUGAAGAAGUCCAGCGGUGCCUCCGACGCUCUUCGUGACGGCGACAUUUCCUAUGUGAUCAAGGCUACGGUGUACAUCUUCCUCAGCACAAUGCUGUACGUCGUCGUAAUCAUCCCCGCCCGCGUUGUCGUCGUCCGCAUUCAGGCUUCGCUCCUGCCCGAGGACGAAGACCCCAUCAUCCCCUUCGACCGGUCCUUCGAAGGCAAGGUUGAGCCCGCGGUUGUUGGUGGACGUGGCUACGCCACCAUUACCGAUGCUUGGUCUACCUUUUCCAAGGCCGCCUGGCGACGAGUGGUUAUCCUAUACGCCAAGAUUGUGGGCAUCUUCGCUUUUGUUUCUCUUUUGUCCUGGGUCAUUAUUAUCCCUACCUGCCUUGCCAUUAUCAAGGCUGGCACAAAGAGCACCUAA
Trichoderma aggressivum f. europaeum is the source of this 1053-nucleotide messenger RNA. RefSeq lists its product as uncharacterized. Lineage: Eukaryota; Fungi; Ascomycota; Sordariomycetes; Hypocreales; Hypocreaceae. Bases 1 to 1053 code for a protein of 350 amino acids. The transcript is spliced from 2 exons. The record is from RefSeq and is a predicted model, not a curated record.